Messenger RNA from Oncorhynchus gorbuscha (pink salmon), 405 nucleotides. RefSeq names its product protein jagunal homolog 1-B-like. Lineage: Eukaryota; Metazoa; Chordata; Actinopteri; Salmoniformes; Salmonidae. Gene Ontology annotation, biological process: endoplasmic reticulum organization; granulocyte colony-stimulating factor signaling pathway; vesicle-mediated transport. The record is from RefSeq and is a predicted model, not a curated record. The transcript is spliced from 2 exons. Gene Ontology annotation, cellular component: endoplasmic reticulum membrane. The coding region runs from base 1 to 405 and encodes 134 amino acids.
AUGACCUGUCUCCUCUUAGCUGCCCAGGUGAUGCUGAACCAGCUGACCCUAGUGUCCCACAGUGUGGUGGCUGCUACCUACCAGUGGGAGUACCCCUCCCUCUUCAGCUUCAUGGCCCUGCCCAAAAACAACAUCAGCUACCUGGUGAUCUCCAUGAUCAGUGCUGGCCUCUUCUGCAUAGCUGUUACGUCGUUCAUCUAUGGGGGCAUGGAGAUGUUCCCGGUGGCCCAGCAGCUGUACCGCCACGGCAAGGCCUACCGCUUCAUCUUCGGCUUCUCUGCCGUGUCCGUCAUGUACCUGGGGAUGGUGAUCGCGGUGCAGGUGCACGGCUGGCAGAUCUACAACAAGAAGCUGUUGGACGCCUGGUUCACCUCCACACAACAAGAAGAAGAAAUGAGGACAUAG